Molecule: messenger RNA, 924 nt
Organism: Meloidogyne enterolobii
Lineage: Eukaryota; Metazoa; Nematoda; Chromadorea; Rhabditida; Meloidogynidae
Source: the annotation of a GenBank genome assembly
CUGGCUGAUUCUCCAGUUAGCAAAAUGAGAACAAUUAAAAAUUUGGUUGAAUUGAAUGGAAUGAGAAAUAGCCAUAUUAGAGAUUCUGCUGCUCUUAUUAAAUUUUUGUAUUGGAUAAAUAAUGAAAUUUCAUUGGGUCAUUUGGUUGAUGAAAUUAGGGCAGCACGUCAAAUUAAUUAUUAUAGAGAACAAUUGGAUAAAUUUGUAUCGCUUAGUUUUGAGACAAUCUCUGCUGUAGAUGAGAAUGCAGCUUUACCACAUUAUCAUGUUAACGAGAAUAACGAUAAAAAAUUUAUCAAAGAUGAGAGUGUUUAUUUAUUUGAUUCUGGUGGUCAAUAUUAUGAUGGAACAACAGACGUAACAAGAACAAUAUGUUUCUCAAAAAAUCCAACUCAACAUUUUUGUCAAAUGUUUACCCUCGUUUUACGUUCCCAUAUAGAUUGUGCUUGUACUAAAUUUCCGUCAGAAACGUCUCCAGCUGUGUUUGAUGGAAUUACAAGAUUACCGCUUUGGUCUAAUGGAUAUAAUUUUGCUCAUAAUGUUGGGCAUGGAGUUGGACAUUUUUUAAAUGUACAUGAAAUUCCGCGUUCCACAGAGAAAUUUGGUCUUAAAAAGGGAAAUGUUGUUACAAUUGAACCUGGGUAUUAUGAAGAAAAUAAUUUUGGAAUUCGUAUUGAAAAUUGUUAUGAAAUUGUUGAAGCUAAAAAUUUACAGUCUGGCUCAAAAAAUUUUUUGGAAUUUGAAGUACUUACUUUUGUGCCUAUACAAAAAAAUUUAAUUGUUCGAGAAUUGCUGGCACAAAAACAUAUUGAUUGGUUAAAUAAUUAUCACAAUAAAUGCUUCAGCGUUGUUGGACGUUUUCUACAAGAGAAAGGAAUGCAGGAAGAAUAUAAUUUCUUGGCAGAAGCAUGUACUCCAUAUUAA